AUGGUUAGUGUCAGUGCUGCCUCAGUGGAACUAAGCUCCUACCGUGACCAACAUUUUAAAGGCACCCGAGCAGAACAAGACAAACUUCUACGCCUCUCAUGUACCCUCUACGUAGGCAAUCUAUCAUUCUACACCACUGAAGAACAAAUAUACGAACUAUUUUCAAAAUGCGGCGAAAUCCGUCGAAUCAUUAUGGGCCUGGACAAGUACAAGAAAACCCCGUGCGGGUUCUGCUUUGUCGAGUACUACAUUCGUGAGGACGCAGAAAAUUGUUUGCGGUACAUUAACGGUACCAGACUGGACGAUAGGAUAGUGAGGACUGAUUGGGAUGCGGGCUUUAUUGAAGGCCGUCAGUAUGGACGAGGUAAAACUGGCGGUCAAGUUAGGGACGAGUACAGGACAGAUUAUGAUGCAGGAAGAGGCGGAUAUGGGAAAUUAAUUCAGCAGAAAAUUGGAACAGAAGUUCCUUCAUUUUUACGAUAA
Ceutorhynchus assimilis (cabbage seed weevil) is the source of this 483-nucleotide messenger RNA. NCBI's taxonomy places the organism in Eukaryota, Metazoa, Arthropoda, Insecta, Coleoptera, Curculionidae. The record is from the annotation of a GenBank genome assembly.